CAGCAGUUAACUAAUAAGCCUACCAAGUAGCCUGCGGAGAAGGCUGAUGUAGGCUCCACCACGAUCCCUCUAAAACCGACCAGUCAAACAAUAGGCUACCAUACCGUCGAGUCCACUGCACGCAGACGCAGGCUGUGCGGCUGGUCGGGUCAGCUGGCUGCGCGAGCACCGAGAGAUUGUCCUGUCCAUGCAAGGCGCGUGCAACCGGAGGCGAGGCAGAACCGUUUAAGAUACACACCGUGCCUCAAGUGAUUCAAUAAGAACAUUAGCCCUGUGCCUGCAAGAGGGUAUUUCCAUUAUUCCCUAACGGGCGCUUGUUCAAUGCCUUCAUUCACGGCGCGAUCGACAUCGACUGAUCCCCCGAAAGACAACCGCACAGCUGUAGAGACGCAUGCCUCACACAGGUAAGCAGGUGGUCAUCCCUCCAGAACUUCCCGACAUCCUGAAGCAGUUCACCAAGGAUGCCAUCCGAACACAACCUGAAAACCUUCUGGAAUGGGCCACACUGUGAGCUGGAUGAGGUUACCCUUAGACAUGCACUGUGGCUCAAAUGGCAGGACACCAUGAAGGGAAUAGGGUAUUUCAGUGCUAUGGUCCAGGGACAGCCCUUACCGGUGAAAAAGACCGAAGACAAUGAGCUUCAUGGGAAAGACACGGUCACUAAGGAGGAGGUGAGACAGCUGUGGGCGUCGUUGGGAUUGGCUGACGACCUACUUAGUCAUAUCAUGAAAGUGGGCGGCUUCGAAGACAAUCUCGCCUGGGUCAAAUUCUUCGCGCUGGGCUGCAGCUACCUGGGAGGGACGAUCAAGAAUGCCCUGACCCAUGCGCUGUACAUCCUGAACUCAGACAGCGCAUGUAAGCCACCCGACGCCUGCAUCUCCUUCCAGGAUUUCCGGUUCCUUUAUAGCUACCUGGCUGCCGUGGAUAGAGAGGUGUCCCAGGCCCAAAUGGAGCAGGCCCUCGCCUACCUUGAGACACAGGCAAAUGCGAAAGGUGGGCUGGUGAAAGUGUCAGACUUUGUCAACAGUCGUAAAGUGCGUUUGGGAUAGGAGCACCGGCACUCUCCAGCACUCAACCCUCUCUCCCACAACCAACCAAUUCACAACCCUCCCGGUCUGUUGAGCAACACUCCCGAAUCUUCUAAUAAAGAUUGUGCCAUAGAAAAAAAUACAAUGGUGUUGCAUAUAGGUACCUCAUUGGUCAGAGCAUCAGGUCAGUAAACAAAAGGUUACCAUACCCCAUACCAUCUUCUUCCGCUUA
Messenger RNA from Esox lucius (northern pike), 1260 nucleotides. Its product is annotated as ropporin-1-like. NCBI's taxonomy places the organism in Eukaryota, Metazoa, Chordata, Actinopteri, Esociformes, Esocidae. The transcript is spliced from 7 exons. The record is from RefSeq and is a predicted model, not a curated record. Bases 462 to 1049 code for a protein of 195 amino acids.